Messenger RNA from Zea mays, 1170 nucleotides. RefSeq names its product plasma membrane intrinsic protein 2. Gene Ontology annotation, biological process: transmembrane transport. NCBI's taxonomy places the organism in Eukaryota, Viridiplantae, Streptophyta, Magnoliopsida, Poales, Poaceae. Gene Ontology annotation, molecular function: channel activity. The record is from RefSeq and is marked provisional. Gene Ontology annotation, cellular component: membrane.
CCCCUUUGCAAGUAUAGUCUCUCUGCUAAGCGAAGCGAAGCUUCAAGCUAGUCUCGGCGGCUCUAGAAGACGAUGGGCAAGGACGACGUGAUCGAGAGCGGCGCUGGCGGCGGCGAGUUCGCUGCCAAGGACUACACGGACCCUCCCCCGGCGCCGCUGAUCGACGCGGCGGAGCUGGGGUCCUGGUCGCUGUACCGCGCCGUGAUCGCCGAGUUCAUCGCCACGCUGCUGUUCCUGUACAUCACGGUGGCCACCGUGAUCGGGUACAAGCACCAGACGGACGCGUCGGCGUCGGGCGCCGACGCGGCGUGCGGCGGCGUGGGCGUGCUGGGCAUCGCCUGGGCCUUCGGCGGCAUGAUCUUCGUCCUCGUCUACUGCACCGCCGGCAUCUCGGGGGGCCACAUCAACCCCGCCGUCACCUUCGGCCUCUUCCUGGCGCGCAAGGUCUCCCUGGUGCGCGCGCUGCUCUACAUCGUGGCGCAGUGCCUCGGCGCCAUCUGCGGCGUCGGCCUCGUCAAGGCGUUCCAGAGCGCCUACUUCGACAGGUACGGCGGCGGCGCCAACUCGCUCGCCUCCGGCUACUCCCGCGGCACCGGCCUCGGCGCCGAGAUCAUCGGCACCUUCGUGCUCGUCUACACCGUCUUCUCCGCCACCGACCCCAAGCGCAACGCCCGCGACUCCCACGUCCCGGUUCUGGCUCCCCUCCCCAUCGGCUUCGCCGUGUUCAUGGUGCACCUGGCCACCAUCCCCGUCACCGGCACCGGCAUCAACCCGGCCAGGAGCCUGGGCGCCGCCGUCAUCUACAACAAGGACAAGCCCUGGGACGACCACUGGAUCUUCUGGGUGGGCCCUCUCGUGGGCGCUGCCAUCGCGGCCUUCUACCACCAGUACAUCCUCCGGGCUGGCGCCAUCAAGGCCCUCGGCUCCUUCAGGAGCAACGCGUGAUGAGCGGGGCUUGGCUGUGGAGCAAUGGCGGGCGACCUACGGGCGGGGGGCCGUGAGCGAGGAGAAUGCCAUCAUUCAUCGAUCGACUUGGGUGCCGGUGGUUGGUUCGGGUCGCCUUUUUUUUGUUUCAGCAGCUGCUGCGUUGCGCGCGUGCGUGAGAUUUGGUUUGGUUUCGUUCCCCUGCAAUGUAAUCAUGUCGUGACUCUCAAGGGAUUAUUCCGCUCU